AGUCACUGCCCUGUCCAUUUCCUCGCAUUCAUCCUCCUUUUCAGUCAGUCUUUGGGCAGUUUUUAGUGCCUGAGCCUGUUCAUACAGUAGACACUACAAGCCUGUUUGUAAAUAUACCCUCCAAAAUGGCCUGGAGUCAGAGCGGUGGGCCCAAAGGCCGACCAACUUCAGACGAAUACCAUGCCAGUCCUAUGGCGGAUCUAGACCAUCAUUACCUCCCACCAAUCAUGGCAUCUCAAUCCACCCCAUCCCCCUGUAUGUCUGCUGUUACCCCAAAAGAAUGGCCAGAAACAUUUGGCUGUGAAGCCAUCAUCCUCGAAACCCCCCUGCCGCAUGCCCCGCCUAAACAGUCUUACCAGCAAAUAGUGCGUGCAGAUUCACCUGCCCUGACACACUUGGUACCACCAGAGGCCAUUAGAGUAGCCGAACAAGAGGAGCAAGAGGAAGCCAUGGGUUCUACCAACCACCAACCCUUCUUAACUUACCCCUCCUUCUUGCUCAUGAAGCACAUGCAUUCCCAAACGCAGGUUGCCACGUCUCCUUCAUUCCCAAUCUCCUAUAGUCCCACACUCUCGCUGAACAGCAACAGUACUCUCUAUCAACCAACUCAUCAGGAUCAAUGCAAUCUUACCAUGCAUCCCCAACGAGGAAACGAGCAAGUAGAUGCUCUUGGCUCUAUCGCACAGCUAUCAUCUUCCCAGAAACGUCUCAAACGCCCCCCAAAUGCCUAUUUGCUUUUCAAUCGUGCCAUGCGACAUCGUCUUUUGGAAGAAUCUCCAAAGAGGACAGUGGCUGAAAUCAGCAAAGAGAUUGGAGACCGGUGGAAAGUCUUGGAACAAUCUGAAAGAGAUCGAUACAUUGAAGAAGCACGAAUGUUAAAAGAAGAUCAUCAAAGAGAGCACCCUGAUUUCAUCUACACGCGUCGAUCCAAAGCAGAGUUGGCAGACUCUAGACGAUUCAAAGGAGGAAAGACUACUGAUUCCAAUGGUAUUUGUGAAACAAAUACAGCAAAAGUAUCAAAGCAAAAGAAGCCUAAGCUCAAGAAUGGACGGGAUCCGCGCGGAAGAAAGAAGAAACAAGACUGUCAUCCCAGUGGUCCCAAGCAUCCCAUGUCAGGAUUCUUGUUUUAUGCUGCAACCGUACGUGGCCAUGUGGCAGCUACUCUGCCAGGGUCUACCAUUGGACCCAUUAGCAAGAUUAUUGGUGCCAAUUGGCGUGCAAUGACAGCUGAAUGUCGUCUGCCCUUUCUGGAAAAGGCAACGGCAGACAAAGCUCGCUAUGCCAAGGAAAUGCAGUAUUAUAUGGCUAGUGUACGGUCCAAAGGAACCCAACCUAAUGAGGUUGAUGAUGAGAUGGUUGCAACAGUGUCUCAGAUGGUGAACCAUAACCAGCAGUUACUAUAACUCUUCUUUUUUUUAUGUUUCCUCUUUCUAUCUUUCUUUCUCUCUACUGUUGAUGAAUAAAUAAACACACAAAACUAAGUAACAGC
This is a messenger RNA of Phycomyces blakesleeanus NRRL 1555(-), 1489 nucleotides long. RefSeq lists its product as hypothetical. NCBI's taxonomy places the organism in Eukaryota, Fungi, Mucoromycota, Mucoromycetes, Mucorales, Phycomycetaceae. The coding region runs from base 126 to 1403 and encodes 425 amino acids. The record is from RefSeq and is a predicted model, not a curated record. The transcript has 4 exons.